AGUUUAAACUGCAAAGUCGGGAAGGAGACGGAAGAAGAAGAAGAUGGCAGCUGCAACUAAAACUCCUCGUAAAUGUGUGCCGAAGAAGCCCUUCAAAGAUAUUUUGAAGGACCCUGUUGGGGUGUACUGCCGUGUGCGCCCCGUGAGUGUGCCGGACCAAGAGUGCUGCAUAGAGAUUAUCAGCAGCACAACAGUCCAGGUUCACCCUCCCGAAGGGUACCGCAUUGCUCGCAAUGGGGAGUACAAAGAGGUCCAGUAUUCUUUUAAAGAAGUGUUUGGCACCACCUCUGUUCAGAAAAAGGUGUUUGAUGUGGUUGCUCGGCCUUUGGUGGAAGAUCUUAUCCAUGGGAAAAACGGCCUGCUUUUCACCUAUGGCGUCACAGGGAGCGGGAAGACCCACACCAUGACAGGCUCCCCCGGGGAAGGCGGGCUGCUUCCACGCUGCUUAGACAUGAUCUUCAACAGCAUCGGGCCUUUCCAGGCCAAACGAUAUGUUUUCAAGCUUGACGACAAGAACGGGGUCGAUAUCCAGUGCAAUGUGGAUGCCUUGCUGGAGCGGCAGAAGAGAGACGUGCUCCAGACCCCCAAAACUCCAUCGAGCAAGCGGCAAAUAGACCCCGAAAUUGCUGACAUGAUUAAUGUGCAAGAUAACUGCAAAGCAAGAGAAAUCGACGAAGACAACGUCUACAGCAUCUUUGUCUCCUACAUCGAGAUCUAUAAUAACUACAUUUAUGACCUCUUGGAUGAAACCCCCAUCGACCCCACCAAGCCAAAGUGGAACACCUGUGGCACUCCAGGACGCAACGUUGAAUUUUUGGUUCCACAAUCCAGAAUUCUCCGGGAAGAUCAGAACCACAACAUGUACGUGGCAGGAUGCACAGAGGUGGAAGUCAAGUCUACCGAGGAAGCCUUUGAGGUCUUCUGGAGAGGUCAAAAGAAGAGGCGCAUUGCGAACACGCAGCUGAAUCGAGAGUCAAGCCGUUCACACAGCGUCUUCCUGAUCAAAUUGACCCAGGCGCCUUUGGAUGCGGAUGGUGACAAUGUUCUGCAGGACAGAGAACUGAUCACCCUGAGCCAGUUAUCUUUGGUCGACCUGGCAGGAAGCGAGCGAACAAACAGAACGAAAGCCGAAGGAAACAGACUGCGGGAGGCUGGUAACAUCAAUCAGUCUCUGAUGACGCUCAGAACCUGCAUGGAAGUCUUGCGGGAAAACCAAACAUAUGGCACCAAUAAGAUGGUCCCUUAUCGAGACUCAAAGUUGACACAUCUUUUCAAAAACUAUUUCGACGGGGAAGGGAAAGUGCGCAUGGUUGUCUGCGUCAACCCAAAGGCUGAAGACUAUGAUGAGAGCCUACAAGUCAUGCGAUUUGCAGAGCUCACUCAGGAAGUGGAGGUGGCCAGGCCUGCCGACAAGCCUCUCUGUGGGCUGAUGGCCGGCCGGCGCUUUAAGAACCAGGCCUUUCAGGAAGACCUCUCCCGGCAGCUGCAGCUCCGAGGAGGACCAAUCAAUGGGGAUAGUGGAAAGUCCGCCAUGGAGGCACUCCUGCAGAACUUUCCCCCAUUGCCGUCCUGCGAACUUCUUGACAUCAACGAUGACCAGACUCUUCCUCGGCUGAUCGAAGCACUGGAAAAGCGCCAUCAAGCCCGGCAGGCAAUAAAGGAAGAAUUUGCCAAAAAUGUUCUUUCCAUAAAGGGCACGUUGCAAGAACUUGAUGCCAACAUUGUUGCUCGAGAGAACUACGCGCACUUAAAAAUUGUUGAAAAGGACAAGAUCAUCUCAGGGCAAAAAGCAGAAGUCGAGCGCCUGGAGAAGAAAACCAAAACACUUGAAUACAAGAUUGACAUCUUGGAGAAAACCACCACAAUCUAUGAGGAAGAGAAGCGCAACUUGCAGCUGGAGCUGGAGAACAAGAGCCAGAAACUUCAGCGCCAGCUGUCAGACAAGCAACGAAUGGAGGCCCGGCUGCAAGGCAUGGUGACGGAGACCACCAUGAAGUGGGAGAAGGAAUGUGAGCGGCGGGUGGCAGCCAAGCAGCUUGAGAUGCAGAACAAGCUCUGGGUCAAGAAUGAGAAGCUCAAGCAGCUGAAAGCCAUUGUCACGGAGCCCAAGGCCUUCAAACCAGAGAGGCCUUCUCGGGAGAGGGACAGAGAGAAGGCCCUGCCAAGAUCCUUGUCUCCCCCACCAGUCCCUCUUUCCAGUCAGUGCAUCCUUCAGCUCCCCCCCAGCAGCAACAACUACCCCCUGUGGCUGCCUGUUUCAGAUCAGGCCCAGCUGCACAGGCGCUCUAAUUCUUGCAGCAGCAUUUCGGUGGCCUCCUGCAUCUCAGAAUGGGAGCAGAGGACGCCCACUCAUGGCAGCAAGCACCCCGGCAUGGCCAGAGGCAGAACUAGACUGCAAGAGGCAGAGCAAGCGGGGCCCUCCUCACUUGUGUCAGACCGGCGGCGGCAGGGCAUGUGCUGGAGCGGAGACCCCGAGAGCUGGCAAGGGGCUGCAGAGGCGGGCAAGGACCUCUGCUGCAGGAAUGCCCCGCCAGUCCGGAUGCGUCACCGGCGCUCCCGCUCAGCCGGGGAGAGGUGGGUAGACCACAAACCCCCUUCCCAUGUCCCGAUGGAUACCGUCAUGAAGCCCCACAUGCCUCAUGCCAUUACGGUGGCUACCGCCAAUGAAAAGGCCCUGGCCAAGUGCGACAAGUACAUGCUGACCCACCAGGAGCUGGCUUCGGACGGGGAGAUUGCCACAAAGCUGAUCAAGGGCGAUGUUUACAAGACCCGAGGUGGUGGACAAGCCGUCCAGUUCACUGAGAUUGAGACCCUAAAACAAGAAUCCCCCACAGGUCGCAAGAGGCGCUCGUCUCCCUUGAGCCCGGUCCCUCCAGAGGAGGCCACAGAAUCCGACUGGACUGAUGUGGAGACAAGAUGUUCUGUUGCUGUGGAGAUGAAGGCUGGCUCACACCUGGGUCCCGGAUAUCAGCACCAUGCUCAGCCCAAGCGCAAAAAGCCGUGAAGCCCUGAGGCGAAAGACUUCCAUUGCUGGCCAGUGGCUAAAGGGAAAGGACAAAUAUGUAUUCAAAAGCUUUUUCACGUCAACACUUGUGUUCCUGCCAUUUUUUCCCUGUUGUAGUUUGCAGCUUAUUAAGAGACUAUUUAAGACAAGCCGCUAUUUAUUUAGCUGUGCCGACAAUGCACUUUAGAACUCCCUUGGUUAUUUAUUUCUCGUGUCAGGGCAGCCAGUCAAUUAUAUUACAUUUCUAACAGAACAAAGCAAACACACAGAGAAAAUACAAAAUGUAUGAGUUUGGUA
Messenger RNA from Anolis sagrei ordinatus, 3301 nucleotides. It is a transcript of the gene KIF23, whose product is annotated as kinesin family member 23. Gene Ontology annotation, cellular component: nucleus; microtubule; kinesin complex. The record is from RefSeq and is a predicted model, not a curated record. NCBI's taxonomy places the organism in Eukaryota, Metazoa, Chordata, Lepidosauria, Squamata, Anolidae. Gene Ontology annotation, biological process: microtubule-based movement; mitotic spindle midzone assembly. Gene Ontology annotation, molecular function: ATP hydrolysis activity; microtubule binding; ATP binding.